Diceros bicornis minor is the source of this 546-nucleotide messenger RNA. It is a transcript of the gene DEFB128, whose product is annotated as defensin beta 128. The record is from RefSeq and is a predicted model, not a curated record. The transcript has 2 exons. Gene Ontology annotation, biological process: innate immune response. NCBI's taxonomy places the organism in Eukaryota, Metazoa, Chordata, Mammalia, Perissodactyla, Rhinocerotidae. Bases 78 to 371 code for a protein of 97 amino acids. Gene Ontology annotation, cellular component: extracellular region.
CUAGCAGGCCUCAGGGAGAACUCCAAUGGUGUCUGUGUCAGCACGCCCACACCAGACCACAACAAUGGCCGCCACCAAUGUCCCAGUCCCUGGAGAGGUCUCACCCCUCACCGAGAUGCACUCAGGGCCUAUUAGAUGCGGCUCGACCUAGAAAAUGCUUUAGUAACAUAACAGGCUACUGCAGGAAGAAAUGCCAAAUGGGGGAAAUAUAUGAAAUAGCAUGUCUAAAUGGGAAAUUGUGCUGUGUUAACGAAGAAGAAAACAAAAAAUACGUGGAACCUCAGAAGUCACCUAUAUCUUCAAUAAAGUCUGAUGAGAAGAUGGACUAUGUUGUUUUACCCACCAUCACACUUUUCACAAUCCAGCCAUAAAUCGAGCACUUGCUCCACUGGUCUCCACUCUUCAUACAUCAAAAGUGCCACCUAAUCUAAUGGGCUGGGGCAAGAGAUUUAUCUACUUUUUUUCUGUGAACUUGAUUCUACACAUAAUAAAGUUCUAUACUUUUCCCUUGAUUUAUUUAUUAAUGUAUUCACUCAUAUUUUUGAA